AUGGAUCUUGGUAAUACUAUCGUUGAUGAGAACGAUGCCUUAAACCAAGACCGUGCUAAGGUCAUAAUUUUCUUUCGUCGUCAUUUAGAUGAAAGAUUAAAAGUAGAGUAUCUUACUGUUAAAGAUCCUCUUGUCCUUUGGCAAGAUUUGAAAGAAAGAUUCGACCACCGGAAAAUUACUUCGCAAUUAUCAUUGUGUGGCGAAAAAAUCACUGAUGAAGAAAUGUUAGAGAAAACAUUCUCUGCUUUUCAUGUCUCUAAUAUGCUCCUGCAGCAGCAAUAUAGAAAGAAAGGAUUUAAAAAAUAUUCUGAACUUAUUGCUUGUUUUCUGUUGGCUAAACAAAAUAAUGAAUUAUUGCUGAAAAAUCAUGAGUCCCGACCAACUGUUGCAAGUCCAUUCCCUGAAGCGAAUGGGACUCAAUUUCAAAAUUCUGGUCAAGGUCGUGGACGUGGCCGUAGAGGUAGCCGUGGAAGAAGCCGUGGACGUAGUCGUGGCCAUGAACGUGAUCGUAGUAGAUUUGUGCCUCGUAAAAAUUAUAGCCGUAGCAAGCAACAAAAUAUUUCCCAAAAGAGGGAAAAUAAUUACGAUCCGAAAAAUGGAGAAAAGAAAGUUUAUGAAGAAAAAUGCUACCGGUGUGGUAUGAAAAGUCACUGGUCCCGUACCUAUCAUACGGCUGAGCAUCUUGUUGACCUUUAUCAAGUAUCAUUGAAAAAGAAAGACAAAGAUAUUGAGACAAAUUUCAUUGAUCAAAAGAAUGAUUAUGAUGAUGCUGAUGAUACUGAUAUGACACACCUCGAUGUAGCUGAUUUCUUUGAACAUCCUGAAGAUGUCAACAAAUAUCCCAUAAUUGUUUAA
This is a messenger RNA of Coffea arabica (coffee), 855 nucleotides long. RefSeq lists its product as uncharacterized. Lineage: Eukaryota; Viridiplantae; Streptophyta; Magnoliopsida; Gentianales; Rubiaceae. The record is from RefSeq and is a predicted model, not a curated record.